AUGUUAGCCAAUGAACCAACCUUGACAGUCGAAGCUGUCACAGAUCAACUUUGCAAAAAUUUUAAGGAAGUUCAAAUUACCCCAAGAUCAGUAGCAACUCAUAUGAAAAAAGGUGUUGUCUCACUUAUAAACGCAUUGUCCCACAAUAUUUCGCACGAGACAAAAAUAGAUUUUAUGAAUGACUGUAUGUUUAUUGAUGAGGCUGGAUUCAAUACAAACAUGCACCGUUCUUAUGAUUGGUGUGAAGUUGGAAUACCUUGUAAAAUUAAAGUUGAAGCAAGGGGGCCAAAUGUCAGUAUCCUAGGUGCCAUUUCCAAAGUUGGUCUUAUUACUCUUUCAAAAAAGGAGAUUAUUACUACAGCAACAGCAGGAACGCAACAACGAACUGAUGAUACACCAGCUGCAAAAAGAAAAGGCACAACUAGUAACGGCUUUCUAGAAUUCAUAGAGCAAGCCCUCACUACAACUGAUGCAGCUGGUAUGAAUUACAAGUACUUGGUGCUUGAUAACGCAUCCAUUCACAAGGCUAACCUUGUUCGAGAUUGGGUUGAACAAUGA
Molecule: messenger RNA, 558 nt
Organism: Rhizopus microsporus ATCC 52813
Lineage: Eukaryota; Fungi; Mucoromycota; Mucoromycetes; Mucorales; Rhizopodaceae
Exons: 2
Coding region: 1-558 (185 amino acids)
Molecular function (GO): nucleic acid binding
Source: RefSeq, a predicted model, not a curated record